AUGUAUGCUUGGGUUUGGACUAUUCAACUACCAAUGACCAAAACUGAUGUCAUAAAGGAACUUAAAGGAAACCAAGUGGCUUUUGAAGAUUGUUUUGUUUCACCCCUUCCUUUUCUGCUGAGCUUUCCUUUCUCGACGGUGCCUGAGACUCCUGGUUAUUUGCCAAUCACUUCACCAGCUGGCAGUCCACUGAUGUCUGUCUCGAGUACUUGUAUCCCUUCAUUUGCUGUUUUGGUGUCUGACAUGGAGACCUUUCAAACAAAUGAUUCUUUCCAUACUUGGACCAGAGUCAGAGUGGAUCCAAAGAUUCUGAGUGAUAGUGAAAGGCACAGUGUGUCCAGUGUGACUCUAGCAGGCCAAGGAAUAUUUUUUCUAAUAAAUGGUGCUGUUUACUUAAUGUCAGUGAAUCAAUUAAAAAAACUACAAGGAGAUCAUGGUAUUCCUGACAAUGGAAUUGUUGGCAUUAAGUCAAGAAGGUGGUGUGGGAUCAACACAUUUUUCAAGAACCAAAAAAACCGAAGUACCAUGGCAGCAUGGACAAACAGCGAGGUUUACCUUGGAUAUGCUUCACUUAAAUUUGCCAGAAUUACAACUUCGGCAGAACUGAAAAGUUUUCUAAAUCUUCCACCAAGCGAUAUCCUAACAAUAGAAAAUCUUGAGUAUACAGUACACCCUUUAGAGCUGACCGUGUUACUCUACCAUGUGUGUGCUGCGUGUGUUGACAAGAAGGUUUACAUACUGAUAUAUAAUGAACAGUCAUCACAGUGGGUGACCCAAGACUUCGAAUUAGAGAUCUCCUUGGACACCUUUUUAGUUUCUCGUUCUCUGUUUUCAGCAAUGCCGGAUUUAGUGCUGUGGGACAAACACAGAGUAUACUAUUGUUACCAAAAUUUCACUCUGACCGGAACUAUUCAAACAUCUACAGGAGAGGAGAAUCUGUCAGUCUUAUCGAGUGGCAGCAAUAUUCAUGAUGUUUACGUAGAUUAUUAUGGGAAUAUUAUAGUAAAAAUGGAAAACAAUGUAAUGUUUUAUUUCAAGAUUAAUAUCAGAGAUGCAGUAAAACUACAUUUCUGGAUGAGUGAAACAACGAAAUCCUUAUUUUUCUUUAGCGACUCUUAUCACGCAUAUCUGGUGUAUGUUUUUGACAACGGCACGGUACAACCUCAAGACUACCCCUUAAAUCUGGAAGUACAAAGUGUAACUUACAAAUCACAAGACAAAUGUCCCUACAUGGCCUUCCAUAAUAACGUUUUCCGUGUAAUUUACUUUUUGGACAAAGGAGAAAACCUGUCAAUUUGGUCUCAAAUAGUCUAUCCAGAAAACACUGGCUUACACACCAUUGUGGAAACGUAUGGCCCCAAAGUCUUAGCAAUAGCACAAGACUCUCACUAUGAAAUUGCCUUGGGCUACUGCACCAAAACUCUGUCAGUAACAUUUACUCAGAUUGCACAGUAUGAGUUAAAACCUGAUUACUUCAAACAGCAACAAAAGGACUCAGGCCUCCUAGUGGUUCAACUUCGACCCAGUGAGUAUUCAAAAACAUGUCCAAUAGCCCAAAAGGUGUUUGAAAUAGCUGUUGGCUGUAACAGUAACAAGGCCAUUAGAGUUAAAGGGUUUAGUGGAACUGAGUGCAAGCACCGCGAUUUUUCUUAUGUGAUUCACAGGUCAUAUCUGAGAAAAGAACCACUCAGAAACUUGAAGGUAAGAUAUGACUGGGGAAAAUAUGGCUGUCCGUUGAGAGUGGACUUCAGAGAAAAGUUUCAACCUGUGAUUCAAGUAAGUGAUGAGAAUGGCGUUUAUGGAGACGUGGACGUAAACUUCAUAGUAUGGGAAAUACAUGGCAGGGACGAUUAUACCUUCAACAGUACCAUGAAGCAGAGCGGCUGUUUAAAUGAAGCACAGACGUGGAAGACGAUGAUGGAGAUGAAUGAGAACCUCCCUCUGGACAUGGUGUGGGGGCCAGAGAACUACAGGCCCUGUUUUUCCUAUGCUAUUGGAAAACCAGGAGACUUGAGUCAACCGUAUGAGAUCCUCAACAUCUCUAAUAAGAACCAUCUCGUUUGGCCCACGGACCAUGUGGGAAUGUAUGUGUUUCGUGCAAAGGUGUUGGAUCCAAACUUCAGCUUCUGUAAUCUGACGGCCAUAUUUGCAGUUGAGACCAUUGGCGUGAUUCCCAAACCAAAUGUCUACUUGGUGGCUGCCUUCCUUUUCAUCCUGAUGCUGGUGUUCUUCACGAUUCUCGUCCUGAGCUACUUCCACUACCAGAGGAUUUACAGACAGUAUAUUUAUGAACCACUUCACAAGCCUCAAAACAAACAAAAGAAAAAUUAG
This is a messenger RNA of Castor canadensis (American beaver), 2331 nucleotides long. The record is from RefSeq and is a predicted model, not a curated record. Lineage: Eukaryota; Metazoa; Chordata; Mammalia; Rodentia; Castoridae.